Messenger RNA from Choloepus didactylus (southern two-toed sloth), 1397 nucleotides. RefSeq names its product ficolin-1-like. The record is from RefSeq and is a predicted model, not a curated record. NCBI's taxonomy places the organism in Eukaryota, Metazoa, Chordata, Mammalia, Pilosa, Megalonychidae. The transcript has 9 exons. The coding region runs from base 36 to 1016 and encodes 326 amino acids.
GCUGGGGGCCUCUUUGAAGGCCGAGCCCAGAGGUCAUGGAGCUGAGGGGCCUUGCCGGGGCCGUAGGGCCCACUGUGCAGCUGCUUGUGCUCCUGUGCAUCAAGGCUCUGACUGCCCAGGCUGCCGACACCUGUCCAGAGGUGAAGCUGGUGGGCCUGGAGGGCUCCGACAAACUCUCCAUUCUCCGCGGCUGCCCGGGGCUGCCGGGACCCCCUGGACCCAAGGGAGAGGCAGGGGCCAGAGGAGAGAAAGGAGACCGAGGGUCCCCUGGACCCCCUGGGAAGGCAGGACCACCCGGACCCAAAGGAGACCAAGGAGAGAAGGGGAUGCGUGGAGAGAAAGGAGAAACGUGGGAGCGCCAGGCCUGUGCCACAGGCCCCCGCAACUGCAAGGAGCUGCAGACCAGGGGCCACUCCCUGAGUGGCUGGCACACCAUCUACCUGUCCGACUGCCGGCCCCUGACCGUGCUGUGUGACAUGCACACCGACGGCGGGGGGUGGACCGUUUUCCAGCGAAGGAUCGACGGCUCCGUGGACUUCUACCAGGACUGGGCCGCGUACAAGCAGGGCUUUGGCAGUCAACUGGGAGAGUUCUGGCUGGGCAACGACAACCUCCACGCCCUGACCGCCCAGGGCUCCAGUGAGCUCCGGGUGGACCUCACGGAUUUCCAGGGAAACCACCAGUUUGCCAAGUACAGCUUGUUCAAGGUGGAGAACGAGGCACAGAAAUACAGGCUGCUCCUGGGGAGCUUUGUGGAGGGGAGUGCAGGCGAUUCCUUGACGAGCCACAACAACAACUUCUUCUCCACCAAAGACCAGGACAACGACGCAUCUUCUUCAAACUGUGCCGAGCGGUACGAGGGCGCCUGGUGGUACAAGAGCUGCCACUCGUCCAACCUGAACGGUCGCUACCUGGGGGGGCCCCAUGAGAGCUCUGCAAACGGUGUCAACUGGAAGUCGGGGAAAGGCCACAACUACAGCUACAAGACGUCGGAGAUGAAGCUGCGGCCCACCUAGCGGAGGCCCGGGCCGGCCCAAGCUCACGCCCGUUGGAGAGGAAAUCACGCACAACAGCGAGAGCUCCACGUGGCAUCCUGUUUCUGGCUUCCAGCUUUCUAAACCAGCUGGGCCAUCAGCCUGCCCAAGCCUGCAUGCAGCACCCCCAGCCUUACCCGGAAUAAAAAACGAUAGUUUUAAAAAGUGUUUGCUUUUUGGCAGACCACACGUUUUCCCCAUUUUCCCCAUUCUCAUAUGCAUUUCUUGAUCACCCAUCUGUGGCAACCCGUGGCCUGAGCGAAACAGGCCUGCAGAUCUUUGGUGCACAGCAGUCUGCGUGACCCAGGCAGCUAAAUGUUUAACCUAUUGUCUUUCUAAGCCAGUAAAGGGAAAAAGGGUAAA